UGUAUGAAGGUUGUACUUAACUAGCUAGCUCUCAGUUUCGCUCGCCAAAGCAAUAUGAAUAUGAAACACUCGUACAUCUAAUGUAUUCGUUUUCUGUGAAUCAGAUAUAAAUUAUAGUUGCACUGUGUCUGUAAUUUUGCCUAUUUUAUUAUUAAAUUAUAAUUAAUUUUACGAAACGACAGACGUACCACUGGGGCAUUUUUACUAAUUUGGAUAGAUUAUUCAAUGAUUAUAUUUAAAUUUGUCUGUAGUCUUCGAAAUGGUAAUCUGGCUAAGUACCAAGUCGAUGUGACAGAAGACGUUACGUUACGUUAGUCAUGGGACAGCGCAUUUAAAUAACUGGCUAACGUUAGCUUGAUUGUAUUUAUUUACUUGGUGGUUCUUUGAUCUUUCACAUUGGGAAAAUGAAUUCAGUCCCCGCCCUGAGAGUAGAGCGACGUCUUGCACAAAGAUACAGGGAACAUUUGGAGGCGCAAGGCGUUUGGCAACCUAGGUACCGUGUGCAGAGGUGUUCUGAUGGCAUGGUCGCCUUGCCCUUAGUGCCAAACUGCUUACCAGAGCUUGAUCUGCGCACUCUCCAGUUGACCGUGAGCCCCGGGAGUCCCAUCUCCCUUGUUUAUAUCCAGACCCCAACCCUCUCCAAGAGGGAGAGAGUGAUGUCGGAAAAUGACAAGCUGGUGAAGACCUUGCGGGAGCUGCUGGUGUCACGCGGGGAGAGAUGGAGUGAAGAGUUACGGGAGGAUAUUCCCCACAGCUGGCAGCGUCAUGGAGACUUGGUCCUAGUUGGGGAGGGCUGCUUCUCACGGCUUGUCUGGGAGAGCAUGGGCACGGAGCUGUGGCAAGCAGUUGCUCGUGGACUGGGGUGUAGCAGGCUGGCACAAAUCGGCAGGGUCUCCAGUGAUGAAUUCAGGACCCCUGUGGUCACAAUGUUAUUGGGAGAGGACAGCAUUGUAACGCACGUGGACAACAGGAUCAGGUACGAGUUUGAUGUGACCAAGUGCAUGUUCUCCAGUGGAAACAUCACAGAGAAGCUUAGGAUCGCCUCGUUCGAUUGUACCGGGGAGACUGUAGUGGACUUGUAUGCUGGCAUCGGCUACUUCACCCUCCCGUACUUGGUACACGCAGGGGCCGCCCACGUCCACGCCUGUGAAUGGAGCCCCCAUGCGCUGAGCGCCCUAAAACGAAACCUGGAGCUGAACGGGGUGUCUGAACGCUGCACGGUGCAUGAGGGCGACAGCAGACGGCUCCCUCUGUGCGACCUGGCCGACCGGGUGAAUUUGGGCCUGAUCCCCAGCUCCAGGGAGGGCUGGCCCGUGGCGUGCCGGCUCCUGAAGCAGAACACCGGCGGCGUCCUGCACCUUCACCAGAACGUGUCCUCGUCUGGCCCCCCCGCGGGUCCUACUCCUUUCGCCCCGCUCACAGGUCGCCCAGGAGGGGAGCCGGGGGCAGGCGCGGGGUCAGCGCCCCCCCAGGGGACUGGUGACACACAGAGGGACGUGUGGAAGGGGUGGGCUGAGGACACGGCUGCCGUCAUCGCCCGUGUGCUGUCUGACAUCUCUGGGAGACCCUGGAGGACCAGCGUCCAGCACGUAGAGCAUGUGAAAUCAUACGCACCUCACAUCCAUCACUUGGUCCUGGACUUGGAGUGCAGACCCCUCUGAGGUGUACGUGCCCGCCAGUGCACACAGAAAGCACUAGAAACUAAGUUUGUGUGUUUCAAAGGUCCCAAAAAAGUGAUCCCAAAUCCCUUCUAACUUCUAAGAGGUUUCUAAGAAGGCGUGGGCUGUAGCCAGCUGUUGGGCCCUUGAGAAAGGCCUUUGAACCGGCAUUGCUCCAGGGGGGAUUGUCUCCUGCUUAGUCUAAUCAACUGUAAGUUACUUUGGUAAAAAAAAAAAGCAUCAGCUAAAUACCAUUUGAAAAAAGAAGUGAAACACUAAUUGAGGGACUAGCUGUUGUUCCAAGUUAAAUAUUAACGAAAUACCUUGUGAUAACAUUGUUAAUGUCUUCUGGUUACUGGUUGCCUGCAACCAUUUAAUAUAGUCAAUUGUGCCCUGGGAUUUUUUUCUUCAGUUCAAAUUGAUUGAGUUGAGGCAAUGUAAUGGGUAAACAACUUAUCGUGCAUUAACUUUGGGUAGGCUUUGGGUAAUCUUUUUUACUGGCAGCCAAUGUGACGUUCUGCUGUAUAGUAAAAUGAA
Messenger RNA from Conger conger (European conger), 2195 nucleotides. It is a transcript of the gene tyw2, whose product is annotated as tRNA methyltransferase 12 homolog. NCBI's taxonomy places the organism in Eukaryota, Metazoa, Chordata, Actinopteri, Anguilliformes, Congridae. Gene Ontology annotation, biological process: tRNA methylation. Gene Ontology annotation, molecular function: tRNA methyltransferase activity. Gene Ontology annotation, cellular component: cytoplasm. The record is from RefSeq and is a predicted model, not a curated record. Bases 405 to 1661 code for a protein of 418 amino acids. The transcript is spliced from 7 exons.